This is a messenger RNA of Rubroshorea leprosula, 2295 nucleotides long. The record is from the annotation of a GenBank genome assembly. NCBI's taxonomy places the organism in Eukaryota, Viridiplantae, Streptophyta, Magnoliopsida, Malvales, Dipterocarpaceae.
UUCCUCACAACCAAAGUUAAGUGUGAGUUUUGCAGACUCUGGGUGUUUUCAGAGAGUGUCUUGUUUGCUAGCCAUACUCUCUUCAGUUUUCUUAUUCUCUUCAAUUCCUUUCGUCAGAAUUCUCUUGUUGGGGUACGACUAUAGAUCCUUGUCUUUGGCCUUGUUAAGAUGCUUCUCUUUGCUCUUGUUAUGGCUUAUAUGCGUGAGAUUAUCUGGUGCCUGUUAUAAUUUAUCUGGAAAAUGGAGGGUGACGGAAACAGGAGGAACCUCUUCCCAGGAAGCAAUUACCACCACGGGGAGUCGAGCAAUACAAAUUUCGACUUAAACCUGGAAGUUGGCGACGACGUUAGCUUCCAGGAACUACUAACGGCUGGGGAAGACUGGCUUACUCCUCUUAUCGAACAGGCUCGGGCUGCUGAAAGGUCAGAACAGAGGCAUCCAGAGCAAAACGUAGCUCAUGAUCAAGCUCCAAGAGAUCAGAGUAGCGCGGGCUUAGGAUUCUCGCAGUUCACCGGUGGCCCGUUAGCUUUUCAAGAGGCUAGUCUUGGGUCAGUACUCCCCGGUGGCCUCGACCUGAAUGCUCCUGCUGGCGGUUGCUCUUCUUCCUAUGCUGGUUUUCUUAGCUCAGGAUCAGCGGAAUAUGUUGUGGAGGACCACAACCAGGACAGUUCAGCGGAUGGAAGGCGUCUGGCAUUGAAAAGAAGAGAGCCUGAAGAUGCUCCGGAAGAAAGGCCUUUUGGAGAGAGUUCAAACUCUGCUCAGCAGGGUGCGAACUAUGAGCAGCAGCUGGGGAUUUUCCAACAACUCGUUGCUGCAGCAAAUGCCCAAGCAAAUGCCAGACGCAUAAACGGAAUUGGGCCCCUAAACCUCAGUAUCAUCAGCGCAGAAUCAGUAGGGGCCCCUGGGAACAGUGGUCUCGUACUUGCCCUGGAAGUACCCUCUGGUGUGCAUCCUGUAGAAGAGGCGGAAAGCUCCCAGAGAAACAUCCGUUUCAGAAGGAGCUUCGAAGCAGCACAGUAUUUCCCUCUUGAGGGAAACUAUAGAAGCGCAGCAGCAGCAGCAGCAGCAGUACCAGGACCCUUCACUGCAACACCAGGCCCCCAGCCGGUUCCUCAAGGAUUUAAUUUCUUAUUAGAUUUGCAGGCAACCAGGUUGGGGGCUAUGCAGGAUAUGGACAGAAUCCGAAACAUGAUGAAUGCUCCUCAGUUCUUUCCGGAGUUCGAAAGGGGAAACCAGGUGCAGAAUAUGCGAACUAACUUGGACUUUCCUGGAUCUGGAAACAUUGCUCCAGCUCCAAGAAAUGAUCCGGGGACAUCGAGCAUGUAUGCACCGUCAUCAUCAAGGUUUCCCCCCCCAGAACCGGAAACGCUGGGGGACAUCAUCAACCGAUCAUGGCACUGCUGUCCAUAUCACGAGUAUCAUGCUGCUGCAGAUCGAGAUGUUGGACCUUCCAUGGGAGCAGAUAACGGCGCCAGCUCCUCUCAGCCACCUUUGAGGCUAGGAUCAAUGAUGAGGACCGCCGAGCGACAAGCUGCAGGACCUCUGUUCGUCCAGUCUCCGUCUGCUGCUGAGAGACAACAGAGAACGUUAUCCGAGGUUCACGAUGCAUUGCACGUUUUCAGUAGGGAACACACCGUCCAUUUUGAGGAUUUCAUGGUUGUCGAUGCUUCGAUGCUGAAUGGUUUGCCGGGGGAGGAGAGUGAUGAUGAAAAUGAUGACAUGCGUCUUGAUGUUGAUAAUAUGACUUAUGAGGAACUACUUGCUCUGGAGGAGCAAAUUGGUAACGUUCCAACUGGACUAUCAGACGAAACCAUUCUGGCACGUCUGAGGCGGCAAAUUUAUCAGCCUGUCGCAGCUGGGCCAGGGGAAUGUGAGCCAUGCUGUGUUUGUCAAGAGGAUUUCGUUGAAGGAGAAGAGCUUGGCAGGCUGGACUGUGGUCAUGAAUAUCACUUCAGCUGCAUCAAGCAAUGGCUUAAUACGAAAAAUACCUGCCCCAUCUGCAAAACGACAGGUUUGGACGUUUGAGAGAUGAAUCUGCUGGUCCUCUAGACUUUCUUCUCUUUCAGGGAUCGUAGUUCCGAUCAGUCCUUACAAACAAUAUCUCUGUAUCUUUCUAUCAAACAUUUUUUCACGGGCGAGCUUUUCAUGCUCUUGUUUACUUUCUCAACAAGGUAGUUGAUUUCCAGGCAGAAUGGCUGACACGAGAGCAACUCUUCCUAAUCAACGCCGCAACACUGAUAUUUGUUACAAGAGCAGCAGGUUUUUUUGUUGUAGGAAUAAAGAGUUGGCCAUGGG